This is a messenger RNA of Sesamum indicum (sesame), 1097 nucleotides long. Its product is annotated as adenine phosphoribosyltransferase 1. The record is from RefSeq and is a predicted model, not a curated record. Gene Ontology annotation, molecular function: adenine phosphoribosyltransferase activity. Lineage: Eukaryota; Viridiplantae; Streptophyta; Magnoliopsida; Lamiales; Pedaliaceae. Gene Ontology annotation, biological process: adenine salvage. Gene Ontology annotation, cellular component: cytosol; cytoplasm.
AAGAACAUAACAACAAAGGUCUCGCUCCCCAUCCUCAAAAAAUCCUUAUCCCUCGGUUUACCCUUUCUUCCUCUUUAAAUACCACUCAUGUCCACUCUACCUACACUCUCACCCCAAAAAAUCCUCGAGGCUAAAAUUGUCUCACACUGCUAUUUCUACAGCGCCAAUUCGGUCAAACCCAGUUUCUUCCUUCCCAACCCCCACGCCACCGCUGCGAGGAGCAGCAGAAGAGUGAAGCAGCUCAUCCACCGCGGCGCAACUGGUGGCGCAUCCGCACCGGCAGGGCAGCCAAUGAGCGUAGCACACAUGGCAUCCUCAAAUGUUGACGGAACAGACGAUCGUAUCUCUCGGAUCUCCUCUACCAUCCGGGUCAUACCCGAUUUCCCCAAACCAGGGAUUCUGUUUCAGGAUAUAACAACGUUAUUGCUUGAUCCCAAGGCAUUUAAGGAUACGAUCGAUUUGUUCGUUGAGAGGUAUAAGGACAAAAACAUCAAUGUUGUUGCGGGUGUAGAGGCAAGAGGUUUUAUAUUUGGUCCUCCAAUUGCAUUGGCUAUUGGGGCAAAAUUUGUUCCUAUGAGAAAGCCCAAAAAAUUGCCUGGGGAGGUAAUAUCAGAAGAGUACUCUUUGGAGUAUGGAACUGACACGAUGGAGAUGCAUGUUGGAGCUGUACAACCUGGAGAACGUGCAAUUGUAGUAGAUGAUCUCAUUGCUACAGGGGGAACCUUAAAUGCAGCAAUCCGCCUGCUUGAGCGCGUUGGAGUCACUGUGGUUGAAUGCGCUUGUGUAAUUGAAUUGCCGGAACUGGAGGGUCGGGUCAAGUUAGGAAACAAGCCGCUGUUUGUUCUUGUGAGCUCAGCUUGAGGAUGACAAUCAAUGGGAAGAAUAAUUGCUACUUCACCAAUCUUUUCAUCUUGUUAGCUUGUGCUUAAUCCUUUGUAUUGGAUAUUAAAAAAUUUAAUGCAUCAGCCUGCAUGGUCUGGAGAAACUGCUUGUAUCCGGGAUGAUAUCCAAACCCUUUGUCCAUUGGCAAACGGGCCGGAGUUUGUGAUGCUUAUGGAAAGACUCUUUGUGUGAAAUAACCCAUAUUUUUUUAUUCC